AUGAGGGUCUACUUGUAUCAGAUGCGCCCGGUGCUAUUCCUUUUCUACUUGGUUGAGAUCACGGUCAAUAUGAUCCUGAUGAAUUUUCUUCUGGAGAACUUCGUUUUUGUCAACUUGGCUUUGAUGGGAUGGUACAACUUCUUGAGCCAAUUCUUUUACUUAUUUUGCAUUUACAUUUUCACGGUGCUGUCGCUCUUUGCCAGCAUAAAUCUUUGCACUGGAAACCGAUGUUCGAUCGUCGAGGAGGUAGUGCGUCCUCUGAUCGGUUUCUUUGUCUACAAUAUCUGCUCCUUAAUGGCACUCAGCGAUGCCGAGUCGGACAUUUACAUUCUGUACCUGGACGCGAAACCGGAUGAUAUACUGAAGCCGGAAAAGCCACUGUAUCCGUAUUACGAUAAUAUUAGAAGCCAGGCGACAAUCUCCUUGGUGUGCAGUGUGAUCUUCCUGCUGCACUGCCUUAUCGCUGUGGAUGUUCUGCUGUCGAACGAGGAUUCGGAUAGUGAGCGAGACUCAACGGACCCAUCGGACUCCGAUCCCUCGGACGAUAUUGUCGACGAGAUGGACUACGUCCCGGUGCGCCUCUACGUUCUGGGCGGAACUGUACAACGCUGGCUGGAAAAGUUCGAGUGGUUUCAGGAUUUUUCACGCAGUGGAGUCUCCAAUAUAUGA
Molecule: messenger RNA, 669 nt
Organism: Drosophila takahashii
Lineage: Eukaryota; Metazoa; Arthropoda; Insecta; Diptera; Drosophilidae
Source: RefSeq, a predicted model, not a curated record